ACAGUAGUCUGGUAGAAUUGGGUAGUAGAAUUUCUGUCCCCUAUACUUUGCAGCACAUUGCAGUGCAUGCAGUUUUUGUAUUAAUAUCAAUUUAACAAUACAUGCAAAAACUCAAGCCGUCAAGUUUUCAGGAAUUUCAGCACUGCUUCAGUUAUUGCCAUGAAUGAUACAAACUGGCCGGUUAAGCUAUAUACAAAAAUUAUAAUGAAGAGCAGUACACAAGCAGUGGCCCUAUGGGGUAACCGGGCCCCUGCACACAGCAUCACAGCCAUGAUGAUAACAGAGGAUCAGAAGACCAUUGUCACGGGAAGUCUAGAGGGACAGAUAUGUCUUUGGCACUUGUCAAUGGAAAUUAAGAUUACUUCCAAAGCAAUUCUUUUUGGUCACACUGCUGCUGUCACCUGUUUAGCAAAAGCAAGGGAUUUUGAAAAACAACCAUAUGUUGUGAGUGGUGCAGAAAAUGGAGAGAUGUGCGUAUGGAACGUCACCACUGGUCACUGCAUUGAGAAUGUCAAGCUCCCGUAUAGGCACACAGCAAUCUGUUAUUACCAUUGCUCAUUCCGAAUGACAGGGGAAGGCUGGCUGCUCUGCUGUGGUCACUAUCAAGAUGUCCUCAUUGUUGAUGCAAAGACCUUGCAAGUCCUUCAUAGUUUCAAGUCACAGUCUUCAGAUUGGAUUAGUUGCAUGUGCAUUGUUCACUCUACCAGGAUUCAAGAAGAUUCAUUGGUUGCAAUAUCAGCUUCUGGUGACCUAAAGGUGUGGGACCUCUCAUCUUCUGUUAACAGCAUACAGGAAAAGCAAAAUGUGUAUGAAACUGAAUCCCAGUGCCUGGAGAUGGCCAACUACUGCUCAGUGCGCUUCUGCACAUACACAGAACGGCUGCUGCUGGUGAUUUGUUCCACAUCUUGGAAGGUCUAUGAUUACUGUGACUUCUCCAUGCUUUGCAGUGAUGAUUGCAAGGAUAGUCAGAGGUUUGCUGGAGGCGAGUUCUUGGCUACUAACAGACUUAUCAUCUGGACCCAGGAUGGGCACAGCUACAUCUACCAGCUGCUGAACAGUGGCCUUUCCAAAAGUUUAUGUCCGGGAGAAGGAGGAUUACUGAAAGAAACAAUCACCCCUCACUUACUCUGCUCCACAAGUGUCAUGGAAAAGAGCUUUUCAUGUACAAUGGCUUUCAUGAACCAAAGGAAAGAACCAUUUUAUAAGAUACUUUAUUCUGGUAAUUCAUCCGGUAGACUUCAUUUCUGGCAUAUCCCUGAUGUUCCAGUGUCACAAUUUGAUGGUUCACCAUUAGAGAUACCACUAAAGGUAACAAUAACUCUCCAGGAAAUGUUUGACAGGCAUAAAUCAAUGUCUGAAGGAAUCAUAGAUCACCUGUGUGCUCCCAGUGAAGGGGUGACACUUGCUUCGGUCACUGCAUCUUUGUAUAUUUCCAGCCUUGAUAAGCUAGUUUGUGGCUGUGAAGAUGGCAACAUUGUUAUCACAUUUGCAUUGCAUGCUGCCAGGGCACGACUCUUACGAGACCACCCACUUCUUAGAGGCUCAUUGCCGCAUAAAAUAUUUGGAGGCCAUGACUGCAGCGUGACCAGCUUAUUAUAUCCUCACGCAUGUUCAGAGAAGUUUGAUCCAAGCUGGCUUAUUUCUGGUGAUCAGAAUUCAUCUGUAAUCUGGAGAGAUGUCUUCACAGGGGAAAUAUUCCACAAAUUCAUAUUACAGGCUGGAGCAAUCCUUAAACUGCUCAUUCCCCCAACUGACUACAAAGUAAAAUUGUUCCAGACCAUCUAUUGCAUCUGCAGUGAUAAUUCAGUGGCACUUCUGAAUCUGCAGGAUCGAAUAUGUUUUUUCCAUGCCAGAAAACAUCUAUUUCCUGUGAAGACCAUGAAAUGGCAUCCUGUGGAAGAGGCUUUGGUUGUUGGUUGUGAAGAUGGCUCAGUUUACGUUUGGGAGAUAGAAACUGGUACUUUGGAACGCCAUGAAACAGGAGAGAUGGCAAAAGCGAUUCUUACCUCCUGUGAAGAUUUUACCAUUGAAAUGACAGAUUCCAUUAUAAACACUUCGCAAGAGACACAAAGAAACUCGAGGACAACGUUCAAGUCAUCAAACUCGUACAAACUUGGAAACCUGUCCCAUAAUCUGAUCAAUCCAGAUAAGUCAACAAACAAAAUGGCUGAUUCCAGUUACUCUCCCAACCCCUUCACCGUUCUACCAGUGAGAUCUAUGCAUAAUGUCAGCCUUCAUUUGCUUUUGUUUGACUUAGAACAAGUUUUAGAACUUUUACAGUCUUCUCAAGCCAGUGGCCUGAAGUCAGCAAACUCUUUUCACAGCUAUGAUGCACUAAAAACAGCAAAAAGUUCCUCAGAAAAAAGACCACUAACUCUUAAAAGAAAUAAAACUGCUGGGUCAUUGUAUCAGAUGGAUGGGCCAGUUUCAGACAUUGUUGUCAAGGAAAUCUUCACCCGACCUUUAGAAGAAAUUGGUGGCAUAAAAAGACAUAAGAAAUUCAAAAGUACAAAAAAGAACAAGUCCCAGAUGUCUGGAAAAAUAGAUGUAAAUAUGGUUACUGAUGCUGCAAAACUUCUACUUUCCUGCUUUUUGCCUUGGGGUAUAGAUAAGGAACUCGACAACUUUUGCGUUAAACACUUGGACAUCCUAAAGCUGCAAGGAUCUAUUACUUUUGGACUCAUAUCGGAUGUGGAUCAUUUAUGUUUAAUGCUACCUGGAUGGAAUCAAAUAAACAAUGAUACAACUGGAGAUUUUUCACAUAAUCUACUGUCAAAGAAAGUGAAUGAACUUUCGGCAAAAUACUCCCUUGUGACACAAAAACAAAAAAACAAAAAAGAUCAACUAGAAAAACACAUUUCAGCCAUGAUAGGCUUGGAUCCCCUUUUACAUUUUCUCAAAAAGCUGUUAUGUGUCAGUAAAACUCUUCGAAUGGAUGGCUCAAAAUGUAACCAGUCCGGCAGCAUGGAAAAGAUGGAGGCUUUACGUGGCAAAUGGAGAAGUUCUGAGCAUUUUACUUCAUCAUUUCCUGCAUUUACUACAGAGAUACUACAUGAUAGGAAUGGGUCCAGUAUCACUGAUCCAGAAAACACGGCAUUAAUGAAAAUAGUAUCUACUUGGAAGGAUCAAACAAUACAAGUAACAGAAGCAAUGCAAGCAGUUUUACUGUCCGAAAUCAAAAGAUGGAUGGAAACAUUGAGACAAACAGUGAUAACAACUCAACCAGUCUGUGCAGUCGAUUACGGACAGUUACAGCUACCUUUACAAUGUGAGCCCUAUGAGCAAUCUGAGCAAGUGUUUAACGAUUCUCCUAUGCAAGCACCUGAGAUUUUGCCAAAAAGUGAAAAGACUGUCAUCUUCCAAGAGCCAGAGUCAAUUCAAGAGAAGAAUGGAUUGGAGGACUCAGACAGUCCAGAUGACAUGAAACAGAAUCCCUGGAUGUCCAAAGUGUGUUAUUGUAAAGUAUGUUGAAGAUCGUGUCUUCUUGAUAUCCAUUUAUAUGCUUUAUGAGUAAAUGUGCUGAUUAUUUAUAUUGGUUUGGAAAUAAUCCUCUUAUUACAAUGUUGUCAAUAUUAAGCACAUUUAAUCAAGAAAUUAUCUGAAUCAGGGUUGUUUAAAGCAAUAUAAAAUAGGUUGAAAUAAUAUUGUAAUAAUGUAAUAAAGUAAAUGGUUACUGUGA
Rana temporaria (common frog) is the source of this 3679-nucleotide messenger RNA. RefSeq names its product WD repeat domain 72 (gene WDR72). Lineage: Eukaryota; Metazoa; Chordata; Amphibia; Anura; Ranidae. Gene Ontology annotation, molecular function: protein binding. The transcript has 20 exons. Bases 160 to 3471 code for a protein of 1103 amino acids. Gene Ontology annotation, biological process: protein localization to plasma membrane. Gene Ontology annotation, cellular component: cytoplasm. The record is from RefSeq and is a predicted model, not a curated record.